AUGGAAAAGUUUGUCAGGCGACCUUUGGUGACACUAGCCAUAUCUAGUCAUACUGCAGCAGCUCUCUCCUCUCACGACCCGUCCGCUAGACCCACAAUUCCCCGCGCCUGGACAAGAUGGAAGAAAGCAUCGGCCGCAAGACGACAAUGUUUUGUCUGUAACACCUCAAAGAAACGAACAAGAGAAGAAAAUACCAACAUUUCUAGCCAGUCGCGGUCAUGUGUAGGACACCCCUACCUGGCCCCAUCUAAUGCUUCCCCUCCUGCACUUGCCAUGAGUAUUAUCCAAGACAAGCUAGGCAACGAGUUUCUGCAAAGCAACGGGGGUAUGGACCCCAACUUCACCCCGGGUAUGCUCAUGUUUAGCCACCUGCCGCCUGUCACCAGCUUCACCCGCCUGGCUUCGCAGUCAGUCAUGGUGGGCAACCAACCCCAGGAGAUUAUCCUAAAAAAGGAACGUGACUCUCCUCCCCAAGUCGGCAGCUUCCUCCAUGGCAUGGGCAUCAAACAGGAGCAGAUGAGCGAGCUGGACUACCGUAUGCCCCUCUAUGGUGGAGGAGGACUGGGUGGCAGCUGUGGUGGAGGAGGGGGCAUGCGGAAGGGAAAUGAGAUGCUGGAGAUGCAGUUUGGUGGAGGCCACCACCACAACCAUCAGAACAUGCUCCUGCAUGACCUCAGUAACGGCCGAAUUGGAGAGCUGGUGUCUGGAAGACCAGUGAAAGGGACAAAAGAGUCGUUGGGAAGAAGACGGAAGAGCGACGGGGAAGGUAAAGCCAGAAGAAAACGUGGAGAACACAAGAUGUUGGACGGCGAAGGGGAUGGCCUGUCUCCCAACUCCAAACCACACAUCUGCGAGCACUGCAGCGCCGCCUUUCGCAGCUCCUACCACCUCCGCAGACAUGUACUCAUUCACACAGAUCGCACAGGUGAGAGGCCUUUCCGGUGCAGUCAGUGUAACAUGAGCUUUAUCCAGAAGUAUCUGCUGCAGCGGCAUGAGAAGAUCCACAGCGGAGAGAAGCCCUUCAGCUGUGACCAGUGUAACAUGUGCUUCAUCCAGAAGUACCACAUGGAGCGACACAAGAGGACCCACAGCGGAGAGAAGCCAUACAGGUGUGACACCUGCCAACAGUUUUUCUCGAGGACAGACCGGUUACUAAAGCACAAGCGGACCUGUGGAGAAGCCUUAAAGAAGGGCCUAGACCCCAGCAUGCUGCAGCUGGUCGACGCAGACAUUGGCCACGGCAGCUACUCACUCACUCAGGGAAAUGCUACCGCCACCUCUGGACGCAGGAGGGGCAAGUCCAAAAACGCAGGCGAAGGCAUCGAGCGCAAGCGGAAGAAGACUGUGGCUGCCACCGUGUCGUUGGGAAGCCUGCAGGACUACGGCACGGAGUGCUCCGACCUCGGGCCCAUCAUGCAGGGCCGCACACCCAAGCUGGUCUUCAAGAAGAACAAUAAGUCCCUCAAUUCCGUGGAGGACGGGGAGCAGAAGCUGCUAUCUCAGAAGCAGGGCUCCAUGGAGCUGGCGGUGGGCUCAGGGCUCGAGGCCUUGGGCCUCCUCCAGGGCUCCUCCGGUGGGGGUGCCAAGCAGGCCCAGUCAGCCACCAAGCAGGCCCAGUCAGCCACCAGCAACAACUACGACGGCGCCAUGCAGUUUGUGAAGAAGCGUCGCUACCUCCAACAUAUGGCCAACAACGACUAUGGGGCAUCCUCCCUCCACAUGGGCCAGCCCCAGUCCAGCAGUGUGAUUCAGGGCUCGCUGGGCCACCAAAACGAGCCCGCCAUGCUGGAUGCCUUGCCCCUGGACCUCAAGCACCAUGACAAGUCAUGCAUCCCGGACGAGGUGCUCCAGAGCUUGCUGGACCACUACAGCCACAAGUCAGACAACGCGCACCACCACCAUAGUGACGUAACCUUUGACCUCACAGACAGCAGUGGCUCGCACCACGUGGACCUGCAGCCGGCCGCACCUGUCACCCCAGAGUUGGAUGACGACUCGCCCAACGGCGGCGACAAGCAGGUGGUAAUGAGCGAGUACUCCAAAUUCCUACUGCAGGCCCUAGAGCGCACCAGCCACAGUGGGCCCUUCCCCACUCUGGGUCCCAGCAGGCCCUUCCCUCUGCUCCCUAGCAGCUCCAGCCCCACAGGGCCCUUCUUCCCUGACAAGCAUGUCUACACUUCAUCCCCGCUGGAAUGUGGCUACCCACCAUCCAUCUCCUUGCCGUUGCCCAGCUCCACAGUCUCCUCUUCUUCGUUGUCAUCCUCUAAGUCCCACUACGGCAUACUGGUAGGCUCCCCGCCCCAGCCGGCCUUCCACCUCAAUGGCCUGGAGGCGGCUAGCCACCAGCAGCUCACCCCGUCUCAGGAGCUUACUGAGCAGCUGGAGAAGCAGCACCACUCCCAUGGGUUCCAGCUCACACCCCAGGAGCUGACGGCCGCCGGCGGGGCCACCAAGGAGCAGGGGGCCAAGGGAAACAGGAGCAACGGCUCCGGCAACUACGCCGACCUGGAUACACCCAAGGAAGUGGACCUGCGGGCUACCUACCAGAUCGAGAACUUUGCCCAGGCCUUCGGCUCCCAGUUUAAGUCGGGCCGCCAUACCCCGCUGGGUUACAGCAUUGACCUCCGGCCCGAGGUCGACCACCGAAUACGGGCUACUGUGUCAGAAUUCUCAGGGUUUACCAGUUUGUUAGCUGAUGUCAGCGAGCCAGUUAGUACAGGAUCGAAAACCGCAACAAGCCAAAGUUUCAGGUAAGGGUUAAAAAUAGGUGAACCUAGUUGUGGGUUUUGUUCUUCUUUGUGUUCCUAUACCCUUCAUUUUCUUCUUGUAGCGAGAUUUUUUUUAAAUGAAACACUGCCAUUAAAUGUUGAUAACCAGAACUCUACCAGGGAAGGUCUUUAAGGCCUCAAAUGCAAUUUUUAGAUAUUUGUUUGUAUCUGUGUUUAGUCUUUAUUUUGUUAGUGUAGUUGCUAUGAUAUGAACUAAACCUACAUUUGUAUGUAAUUUUAAAACAAAAGAAUAGGGGGUAGCUAUGAACUUAAUUAUUUCUUUCACCUGUAACCCCUUGUUUUAAUAAUCAUACAGCUGUAAAGUAUUAAUGAAUGAUGAGAAUUACAAUAAUAAUAAUUAAGCUUGUGUCAGGGAAAAGCCCAGAAUUCAAAUGGCAAAAAACAGUUCUAUACUGUCUGUUACAAGAAUUGUGUUACUCAGGAAUUAAGGCAAAAUUGUGUAAUAAGAAUAACUUUGUAUUAUGAGAUGCAACUGGCACACUUUUCACAGGUGUACUUUGAGACUACAAAGCUUUGUUACUAUUUAUGCCAAGAAGAGGGCGGAACAAAAAGACUGCAACAACUUCACUGGAUCUUCCUGUUGAGUUUUCCUCAUCCAACCCUUUCCGCUACUUGUUAUGGUACUUCUAUGUCAAUGUGAAAACAACCGCUCACAUUUCCUCCAUAAAGGGCCACAUGUAAAAGACAUGGGAACAUGGAUAUUUAUAUACUCAAGAACUCAUGGUGUACACACCCCAGCCUCAACAGAAAUAUCUGUUUAGCCAUGCACCUCUUUGGAAUGCCCCCCCCUUCAGUGGCCCAUGACAAGGAAACACACUGGCCCCAUUAGCGACAUAUCAACAAUUAUAUUGUCACACAUUUUUACCGCUUUGUCCUCCACUCCUGGCUGUUACCCUUUUUUUUGGCAAUGGAAAUCAAACGAGCACUUUUGAAAAACAAAAUCGUAAUUGAAAAUGAAAGACAACCCGACUCAAUUAAGGAUGUGCAAAACCAAGUGAUUUUUAUUGGAUAAAAUUGAACAGGGGUGGGUGGAAUAGAGCGUGAGGGUGUUCUGUAUGGAGGGUUAGACUGGGGUUGAACGGGUAUGACCAUGGCCAGUUAGAUGUAUAGUUGCUUUAGUUUUUUGACUGUUUGGUCAGGUGGAGGGGUUGUUAGAAUUGUAUGUUACCCAUUAUGAGAGAUGCAGACAUUAUGCUGGAACUCCCCCCACUGAUGUACUAAGACUACUGGAUGCAAAAAUCAAACUAUUUUUCCUUUAUUUAUUCUUAAAGAUAUUCUCCGGUACUUGAGUGUACUUUUUAGCCAGGAUUUCUCAAAGUAACGCCCACAAGCCAAAGGUGGUCCAUGAAAAUAGCGUCCUGUGUCACAUAUGUGCACCACAUUAUUGCUUGCUCUAUUGUGUGUGUGCGUCUUGCUAGCUGUCACUCAAAUGGCGAAGGGCUGAAGCUCAUUUGCUAAAACUCAAAUUUCUAGGGGCGGGGGGCUGUCCAACGUGGGGGUAGAUGUAAGCAAAAUGGCAGCUCACAGCUUCCAGAAAAGUCUCAAACUAGGGAUUUCAUGGCCAAUUGAGGACACAGUAAUUCUGCUCAUAUAUAUUAUGCAUGUAUGAACUACACAAUGACACACCCAGCUCAAAGCUGGAGGUAAAAAAGAUUCCCGCUACUCGCCAAAGUGCCCGAUCAUGUCUUUAACCUAGCAAGUGUUUUGUUUUGCAUGUUUUGAAAGUGCAAUUAUUCACUGCACCUCAAUCUGUCUUCACCCUACGAAAUCAGGCCUGAUACUGAAAAAUAACCUUGGUGAUAGAGGCUCAACUUCACGUUAUAAAUCCCCCCCCAAAAUGCAGUCCUUCAAACAUUGUGAGAAUAAACAAUGGCCUUUGUCUUCUUUGGCUCAAGCCACUUCUAUCCUGGCAGCCAGGGUUGAUCUUUUCCUACAUCUGCUCAGAUCUCAGGAAAUGAAAGACUGGCUGGCCGGCCACUUCACUCCAAAACACACACUAUGCGUUUAAAGAGAGAGCGAGAGGCUGAGAGAAACAAACAGUAGGAUUUACCUAAAUAUACCUCAUCACUGAAGCUUCAGAAAGCAGGAACACGUGUUUUAUGUAUGUAGUGAAAAUACUUGUAGUAUAGGUUAAACAUAUUGUAUAAUCAUGUAACACUGCUUGUGUUUACAAUUAUAGAAGAGCAAUUGACUCGUUGAAAUGCAAAAUGUAUCUUUUUUUUGUCUGUAAAGCAUUCACACCAAGCAGUGUUGCAUUCUAGGUGCCUCAUAGAAACGUUCUCUUAUGUUAUCCUUUUAUUGUUGUUACUUGUCCUAAAUGUUUUCAUAUCUCUAGAAGGAUAUUGUUUACAAAAAUGUACAAAAACACUAAGUUUGUUCAUUUGGUUUCUUCCCAUAUGCAUGAUCUGAUGAUUUUGUAUGGCCCUUUUUUCUGAUCGACCACAACACCUAAUGUUGUAGCUGAUGCUUCCCCAUCCCUGUCCUUUUAGUUCCAGACCAUUGUGAUCUGAUUUACAGGGCUGUACAUGUUACUGCAUUUAGAAACUGAUUAGAGAAGCCAAUAAACAUUUUUUUACAAAAAAGAAACGACUAGA
Molecule: messenger RNA, 5383 nt
Organism: Oncorhynchus tshawytscha (Chinook salmon)
Lineage: Eukaryota; Metazoa; Chordata; Actinopteri; Salmoniformes; Salmonidae
Product: zinc finger protein 281-like
Exons: 7
Coding region: 1-2754 (917 amino acids)
Biological process (GO): regulation of transcription by RNA polymerase II
Molecular function (GO): DNA-binding transcription factor activity, RNA polymerase II-specific; RNA polymerase II cis-regulatory region sequence-specific DNA binding
Source: RefSeq, a predicted model, not a curated record